AUGAAGAAACCAACAUGCGACAUCUGUGGCAAAGUCUUCUCCCGGCGCGACAACAUGGAGAGGCAUCGGACACGUCAUCUACAUCGAGAGGUGUACAGAUGUGAGACAUGCGGCCGUGAUUUCAGUCAGAAGUCUUACCUGAAGUUGCACCGACGCCUGCAUACAGGUGAGAGGCCAUUUGGAUGCAAUGUGUGUGGACGUGCCUUUUCUCGAAAUGAUCAUUUGGUCAUUCACAUCCGUGGACACCAGGGAAUCAAAAUGUUUAAUUGCAAUGUAUGCAACAAGUCCUUCGCUCGUCGUUCUUACCUGACUGUGCACCAGCGUAUACAUAGCAAUACUCGACCGUACAGGUGUCACAUCUGUGGCUGUGCCUUCUACCGUGGUGACCACUUGGUUCGGCACCGAGCAAAACAGCAUGGUGAAGUGAAGGCACCCACUCAGAGGGUUAAUAAUAUUAGCCUUGUUAGUAACAACGCUACUACAACCACCCUGACUCCUACUACUAGCAAUAUCAUUAACCACCCACAGGGCACCUUGUACACGGAACAGCACCCCACAUCCUUGCAACAAGUGCAGACAGAGCAAGGACAGAUUCAAGUGGUUACUGUCCAGACAACCUCGGAUGUUGAAGAAGCGGAGGUCCAGCAAGCAUUUAAGUGUUCGGAUGGAACUUGUAGUGUUAUCCAGAAUCCUAAUCGAGGUUACGGGGAAUCACUUGUUGCUUUAGUAACCAAUGGCAACAAGACUGUAUUUCAGCCCUGUGAGAUGAUUGUUCAUCAGAAUUCAACACUACCUGUCAUUACAACAUGUUCUGAAGAUGGACAAAUGCAGAAACAUGUCUAUCAGGCAACUGCUGCUGGUACUGCCAAGUUCGUGGCUAGCAUCCCGGCAACGACAGCUCUUCCAGUGAUGACCAAAACCUCAACAUCAACCACAAAUUCAGUGGACUACAAGUGUGAUUUCUGCUCCAAGUCUUUUUCAAGAAAGGACAACCUUGAACGCCAUAAGUUAACCCAUAGCAACGAGAAACUCUUCAGCUGCGACAUUUGCCAAAAGAGUUUCUCCCGACGGUCGUAUCUGAGUGUCCACCGCAGGAUUCAUACAGGAGAGAAGCCAUUUGUUUGUGAUCGAUGUGGCUUUGCAUUCUCUCGCAAAGACCACUUACUGAAGCAUAAGAGGGCCAAUGAAGGUCAACUAAAACUGAGUUGCGUGCCUCCAAAACACUCCAUGAUCCUUAAAGCAGAUGAAGAUGCUGAAGUAGGGGAAACUGUGGCUGUUGUCGUUACCACAGAUGCCGGUGCCGUGGCUGAUGGGACAAUGGUUGUUGCCCAUACUGAGGCGGGCGAGGAGGUGAAAACAGUGGCAAUGUACCAGACCCAGGUUGCCGAGGGUGCACACAUUGAUGGGACCAUAACAACUGCAGGGGCAGCACAGAUGUAUCCUGUAAUGUCCACUUUCCCAACUACAAUUGAAAUCUCGCCAUCAAUGGCACAAAUUUUCCCUACUAUUCAAAUGUACCCGGCCACCACCCAGAUGAAUGUGCCUCUCCAUGCAAAUGUGUCUCAUGAGAUUAUUAUCCCAAAUUCACAGAUUGGCCACAAAUUCCGAUCCAUAUUUGAUUCCAAGUCAUCUAUCUAUCUAUUUAUCAAUAGAUCUAUCUAUCUAUCUAUCUAUCUAUCUAUCUAUUUAUCUAAAAAUUAG
Messenger RNA from Acanthosepion pharaonis, 1701 nucleotides. The record is from the annotation of a GenBank genome assembly. NCBI's taxonomy places the organism in Eukaryota, Metazoa, Mollusca, Cephalopoda, Sepiida, Sepiidae.